Pseudo-nitzschia multistriata is the source of this 3084-nucleotide messenger RNA. The record is from the annotation of a GenBank genome assembly. Lineage: Eukaryota; Bacillariophyta; Bacillariophyceae; Bacillariales; Bacillariaceae.
CUGGAGGUUUCGCUUAACAAGCACGAAGCAGAAGCUGCUACUACUGGUACUUACAGUAUUGUUGAUUGUUGUUUGUUGUUUGCUCUCUUUUCCUUUGCUUCCUUCUGGCACAUAGUGCUACAUUGAAUUGAAAAAGGAUAUCGAAUACGGAUAUCGAAUACGGAUAUCGAAUACGGAUAUCGAAUACGGAUAUCGAAUUCGGAUAUCGACGUAUGGGUCAAUAUCGUUCUGGCUUGACGCAUCUAUAUCCUUCCUUCUAUUCAGCCCACCCAUUGCCCUAUCCCUAUCGAAUCACAUCGAUCGAUUCAAUCAAGAAAGGAUUCGGCAACAAAAUCCGUGACCACCGCAAACCGGAAAGCAACAUAAUCAUUGACAGAGGAAAAAGAUACUGCUAGUGCAAGUUCCAGUUCACGUACAACGAAAACAAGCCUUAUGCAGCGCCAACCCCAGCGCCAGCUUCAGCGGGAACCCAGCGACGCGAUGGAACUGCCACAGAGAGGCUUGUACGAACAGGCACAGAGCAAAACCCUUUUGUUCUCAGCAAUGACUUCCAACAAGCUGAAACGUACCGAUGGUAGCACAGCAACCUUUGAGGGUUUGUACCGAUGCACACUCGGGUCGCCCCCCGAGGAGGAUUUGUUCGACGACAAUACACACUACGGAGAAGACGAAGAGAUCUGCAACGAGGCCACCUUGGUGGGCGUUGGAAGAAACUUUGUCGGUGACCCUCACCCAGGAAUGAGACUGAGGAAUCUCCAGUUCGAUCUKGCCUCGCUGCGACAAYMUCCAACGGAYGACAAUGCGGGCGAGACCAUCGCCGGCGACGACGACAGCUUUUUGUACGCCAAUUACGUCGAAAAGAACGAAGAAGAUUCGAAAAAGCAAGCGUGGGAGAUUGUCCGGGCAAAGCUCCCAGAUGCCGAGAGCGACGACGACAACGGCGCCGUGGGUCACGAUGGUUCCCUGACCUUCCAAUCUGUCUUCAAGACCAGGUAUGYUAGCGAUUGGAACGAAUGCGACUUUGAUUGCUGCACCAAAGCCGAUUACGAAGCCGCCGGUAUGCUGGAGUACGCGAAGAACUUUGACGACAACUACGAGUUCAGACAUUCCUACGUUCGCGGCGUCCCCCGGKCUUUYGUGGUGGACCAACACACCGGAGACAUCUUUGUCUCGUGGGAAGGUUUCUAUAAGGACUGCGAGGACGUUCAUUCGGCCAGGAAUGGACUCCAGUGGACGAUCGGAAUUUCCAGGCUCAAGACGGAAGACCCAAGCUGCAUGGCUCUGGACUUGAAUCGAGCCAAAGAACAAUACAGGGAUUUCGGGACCUUUGCCCGCUGCACCGUCCCCGUGUCGAUCGURUACCAGAGCACCCGUGCCCGGGAAUCAGUCUUGCCCUACGGAGGCCUUGCCGUCGUUCCGGCCUCCAUGACGGGGACGGGGCACCGGACSUUUCUGAUGACGGUUCUGUACAAUCCCGGGAACGAACUCGGUGGCAUGACGGCGAGGGUCUGGGCCUUUCCGGAGGGCGCGAGUUCCACGAGGGACGGCUUGAAGCGGCAGGACCUUGUGAGCGAGGGRACGAGAGUGGACGGUCUYUUCUACGACGCGGGCAUCUACGACGCUGGGAGCCUACGAUUGAACUACAAUCCCGAGAAAGGAAGRCCGGAUUGGUUGUGCCGGACCGUCUUCGAUGCGGGCAUCGACUGUUUCCCCAUUGACUUUUCCGUCGACGAGAAUAAUGGCUUUCCGAUCGUAUCAUCGACGACCUCCGAAACAGAGGUCUUUCUGACUGGGGAACASACCGCAAGCUUUUGCCACCUUGAUAUAGCUGAUCGUGUCCGAAGCGAUCCCUAUUUCAAACGGGAUUCGCUCCUCGCCACCGGGCUGGACGUCCAGUGGGAUCCGGUUGCAACGAGACCCCACCGGAUCUUUUUCGGCUGCGCCAGCAGAGUUGGGGGUAACGGUCACUUUGGAAGCGUCCAGUCCGGUGGAAGCAAUCUCAAGACCGUUCUGGAGUAUGGGUACGCGACUGCGGUCCUGUUUUUGCCGAGCGAGCUGGAGGGGUCCCUCGAAGCGAGGGCUAYUGCUUCGUCCUACUACGGAGCCGAUGGUGGCGAUGCCUCGACCGGCUUGUUGCCGUGGUGGUGCUUCGCCGGCGGAGUUCUUCUCCUGUUCCUYGCCGUGGCCUACAAACMCAGGAACCGGAAGCAGCGGUUUUCGUCCCCGGGUGCCCUCCGGAAAGAAACAGGGUUCUUGACACCUUACGUCGAGCUGCAUACYAUGAACAAAGACCAUUGCAAUAACGACGGCAGCAACAUCAUUGGUCCUUUGACGGAAGCAACCACGACGAUGAACAACGACGAUAAUUACAAGGAAGAGGAAAUAGCUAUCAUAUAAUAUGCAGAGAGAAAAUUUUUCUGAAAAUGCAUGACAUCAUACUCGCGGUACGGGGUUGCACAGUUUCAGCUAGACUUCCGUGGCAAAAAUAUACUUCAUGUAAUAACGUUAAGUAGCAAUAGAUUUUGGCGGCUUGUUGGAAAACAUGCUUCAUCGAAGAUCGUCCCGAUGUAGUUCCCUUCUCGACAAAACCUCACACUCGCCGACUUYGACGAGACGUGCUUGGUGUUCUGAUUCAUCACGCACGCCAAGUGACCGUUGCAAUCGGCAAUGAAAGUAUUUUCCUCAUUCUGACAGGAGAGAAUCCGCACGACACGAGAACGAAAAUGGRAGUGCCUAAAGGAAAGGGCSCAAAUKGUUGUCGGCGAUUGCAAUCCUACGCUAUAUCGAAAACAAGGAACCAUCUCUUCAUUAGAAGAAAGUCGUCCACCGGAAUAGACCUUUGCGCUGUUGGCACACCGCAUSUGUGCGGGCAGUCGUCAAUGCUGGCUCUGGCGUAGGGUGUUCUUGCCUGUCAUGCUGACUUCUCGAUCGAGACCGAAGGAGCAGAGGAGGGUACUAACGUGGCCAAAGAGCGUGGUGGGCAGUGGAUCAAGACGYUGCAUUUUUGUUCGAAAACGAAACAAGUUGCACAGAGUAUGCGAGAAAAUCGUAUAACGUACAACGUCAUAAACAACAASAASAASA